UGGCAACACCGAAGUUGUAAUGCCAACCUAAAGACCUCAAUCUUGAACAACUUCCUUUUUCUCGUGUACUUUUGACAACACGAGGUUAUAAUCGCUGUUGUGCUUUAAAAAGCAUCAUAAUGGCUGAAGAAAGCUGGAACGAUGAAAGUGUCGAAGCGGGCAGCAUGGCUAUUGACAGCGCGCCCCUGCCCCUAGCCGCCGACAUUCCUGAAAUCAAGCUGUUUGGAAGGUGGAGUUGCUAUGAUGUUCAGGUGUCUGACAUGUCCCUGCAGGAUUACAUCUCAGUCAAGGAAAAAUACGCGAAAUACUUGCCCCACUCCGCCGGCAGGUAUGCACACAAGAGAUUCCGUAAGGCUCAGUGCCCCAUCGUCGAGCGUCUGACCAACUCACUGAUGAUGCACGGACGUAACAAUGGCAAGAAACUUAUGGCUGUCCGUAUUGUGAAGCACGCCUUUGAAAUCAUUCACCUUUUGACGGGUGAAAAUCCUCUUCAGGUGCUUGUGACAGCUAUCAUCAACUCCGGACCUCGUGAAGACUCCACUAGGAUCGGUCGUGCUGGUACAGUGCGUCGUCAAGCCGUGGAUGUGUCCCCCCUGCGCCGUGUAAACCAAGCCAUCUGGUUGUUGUGCACCGGUGCCCGUGAAGCGGCAUUCAGAAACAUCAAAACGAUUGCCGAGUGUGUUGCUGAUGAACUUAUCAACGCAGCAAAGGGUUCUUCAAACUCUUAUGCCAUCAAGAAGAAGGAUGAGUUGGAGCGUGUCGCUAAGUCCAACCGUUAAAACCUUUAUUUUAAGAUAUGUCUCAAUAAAAAAAAGUAAGAA
Molecule: messenger RNA, 821 nt
Organism: Spodoptera litura
Lineage: Eukaryota; Metazoa; Arthropoda; Insecta; Lepidoptera; Noctuidae
Gene: RpS5
Product: ribosomal protein S5
Biological process (GO): translation
Cellular component (GO): small ribosomal subunit
Molecular function (GO): RNA binding; structural constituent of ribosome
Source: RefSeq, a predicted model, not a curated record